GAGGAGCUCCUCACCUCGCAGUGCUGGGCCGAGCUGGGGACGUGCGACAAGAGCCCGGUGGCUUUGCCGCCCGCGGAGCUCGCGACGCUGGGCGACGACUGGGAGCCGAUGGCGCACGCGCACUACAAGGUGGUGAAGACGGUGACGGCAAAGCCGAGCAAGUACACCCUGGACUUCACCACCGCCGACGACGACUUCUUCGGCUACCUAGACAUCCACGGCUGGCAGUUCGUGGCCACCGAGAUCAAGGUCAAGGCGAUCUCCAUGCACACGCUGCACGACAAAAUCUACGCUGGGGAGCUCAUCAUCGUCCACGACUUGAUGGGAGACCGUCUCGCUACGUCUGGUCCGAUGCACCAGGUGAUGAUCAGCAUCCCCCUCGAGAUCGGGACUCCGAGCCCGAUGCUGCAGGCCCUCGGCAUGGACAUCUCCAACUACGAGGCCGUGCGCCACGGGAACGGCUACACGCAGCUGGGGGACUUCGACCUCGGGCAGCUCCUGGCGCCGACCUUCGCGGACGGCGCCGCCUGGUACUGGUACAGCGGUGGGCCUGCCCUGGAUCCCGGCACAGCCUGCACCGCCUGGGGCGCGCGCUGGCUCGUGGCCGGCAAGCCCAUGAGCGUCUCCGCGACCCAGCUGAACUCCCUGGCCCUGCAGGUGUCCGGCAUGGACUCGUCCCAGGCGACGGUCGCGACGCCGAGCAUCUGGCAGGGCUCCCUGCCCGCCUUCGCGGUGGACAAGGACGGCAGCGCGUGCGACGUCUCGGUGGAGCACGGCGUCAGCUACAGCUACGACUUCGUCAGCUGCUGGCCGAAGUUCGAGCUGCCCGUGAACGAGUGCGGAUCCACUGCCGCGACGGGCCGCUCUCCCAUCGACAUCAACACCGCCAGCGCGGUGGACCCGCACCCGGAGUACCCAGACGACUUCCUGUCCAGGGUGAACUGGAAGCCGAUGGCCGGGUUGACGGUAGGGCCUGCGGCCUGCAGGGAUUUCGCAGAACGGAUUUCGAUCGAAUUUCAUUCCGGAUGUAGUUGUAAGUUUCGAACGUGUUGUUGUUUGCUAUUCGGUACUUGA
Messenger RNA from Prorocentrum cordatum, 1074 nucleotides. Lineage: Eukaryota; Dinophyceae; Prorocentrales; Prorocentraceae. The record is from the annotation of a GenBank genome assembly.